AUGGGGGGUGCGGAUUGGGGACCAGUGAUUGUGGCGGUGGCUUUGUUCAUCCUGCUAUCGCCCGGGCUCCUGUUCCAGCUACCUGCAAGAACAAGGGUGGUGGAGUUUGGGAACCUCAGCACGAGCGGGAUAGCCAUUCUGGUCCAUGCCAUCAUUUACUUCUGCAUCAUCACCAUCUUGGUAGUCGCCAUUGGCAUCCAUGUACAUAUUAAUUGA
Linum trigynum is the source of this 216-nucleotide messenger RNA. The record is from the annotation of a GenBank genome assembly. Lineage: Eukaryota; Viridiplantae; Streptophyta; Magnoliopsida; Malpighiales; Linaceae.